Messenger RNA from Theileria orientalis strain Shintoku, 1521 nucleotides. Its product is annotated as inosine-5'-monophosphate dehydrogenase. Gene Ontology annotation, molecular function: IMP dehydrogenase activity. Gene Ontology annotation, biological process: GTP biosynthetic process. The coding region runs from base 1 to 1521 and encodes 506 amino acids. The transcript has 9 exons. The record is from RefSeq and is a predicted model, not a curated record. Gene Ontology annotation, cellular component: cytoplasm. Lineage: Eukaryota; Apicomplexa; Aconoidasida; Piroplasmida; Theileriidae.
AUGGCGGAUGGUUAUUCGGCAGUUGAACUUUUCGAGUACAACAAAAUGUCACUGUCGUACGAUGACAUAAUUCUUCUUCCAGGGUUUAUACGUGAAUCGACCAGUAAAGUUGAUUUGACAUCGAAACUGACAAGGAAUAUUAAGUUAAGAAUGCCGAUUGUUUCAGCUCCAAUGGACACAAUCACGGAGUCUGAUAUGGCAACAGCAAUGGCUCUACUAGGGGGCAUUGGAAUUAUACACUGUAACAUGUCGAUAGACGAUUUGGUAAAGGAAGUUAAUUUGGUCAAAAGGUUCGAAAAUGGGUUUGUGCAAAAUCCAAUGUGCCUAAAGCCAACAUCGACAGUCUCAGACUGGAUCCACAUAAAGGACACAUACGGAUAUAAAUCGGUGCCUAUAACAUCUGAUGGGAAGAGGGGGUCAAAGCUGAUGGGACUGGUGACAGCGACGGACAUAUAUUUUGAAGAGUCGCUGAACACGGUCCUGCAAGACAUCAUGACCACGGACCUGGUGGUCGGAAAACACCCAAUGACGCUCCGAGAAGCAAACAAACUGUUGUUUAAAAGCAAAAAGGGAGUUCUGCCAAUAGUAAAUAAAGACCACGAAUUGGUGUCAAUCGUAACAAAGUCGGACUAUUAUAAAAAUAAACUGUAUCCUAACGCAUCAAAGGAUGAAAAUAAACAGCUACUGGUGGGAGCAGCGUUGUCAACAAGUAAAUAUAGGAAUGACGCAAUGGAAAGAGCUAAGAGGCUGAUAGAGGCCAAGGCAGACGUCAUAGUUAUUGAGUCGAGUCAGGGCAACAGCAUAUACCAAAUAGACCUGAUCAAACAGCUUAAAUCAGUGUUUCCAGAAGUACAAAUAGUAGCAGGAAACGUAGUGACAGUCAGCCAGGCGAAAAACCUGAUCGAUGCAGGAUGUGACGCAAUCAAGGUUGGAAUGGGAAUAGGGUCGAUAUGUACAACACAGACAGUAACGGGUGUCGGAAGAGGACAGGCUACAGCAGUGUAUUACGUCAGUAGAUACGCAUUUGAGCAGUGUAACGGAUUGCCAGUGAUAGCAGACGGAGGAGUGAAGUGCUCAGGAGACAUAUUGAAGGCACUAGCACUAGGAGCAAGCGCAAUAAUGGGUGGAAACAUAUUCUCGGGAACGAAAGAAACGCCAGGAGAAUAUUACAUCAACGACGGAGUUAGAAUGAAGAGUUACAGAGGGAUGGGAAGCAAGGACGCAAUAACAAAUAGCCUAAAGCACUUUGGACACUCAGGAUCAGCAAGCAGAUAUCACAUAGAAGGAACACUGCCAGUAGUCUCACAAGGAGUGUCAGGCUUAGUAAUGGACAAGGGCUCAGUGCAUAACGCAAUCCCAAUAGUGGCAGAAGGAGUGAGACACGGCCUGCACAACAUGGGAAUAUACUCAAUAGAAAAACUGCACGAAAGCCUCUACAGCGGAACCUCAAGAUUCGAAGUGAGGUCAGCACACUCGAUAAUGGACGGAGCAGUCUCGAAAACAUUAACAAACAUAAAGUGA